This is a messenger RNA of Nerophis ophidion (straightnose pipefish), 4952 nucleotides long. It is a transcript of the gene abcc2, whose product is annotated as ATP-binding cassette, sub-family C (CFTR/MRP), member 2. Gene Ontology annotation, cellular component: apical plasma membrane. Gene Ontology annotation, biological process: transmembrane transport. The transcript is spliced from 32 exons. The record is from RefSeq and is a predicted model, not a curated record. Bases 86 to 4783 code for a protein of 1565 amino acids. NCBI's taxonomy places the organism in Eukaryota, Metazoa, Chordata, Actinopteri, Syngnathiformes, Syngnathidae. Gene Ontology annotation, molecular function: ATP binding; ABC-type transporter activity; ATP hydrolysis activity.
GGACAGGGGAGAGUGAGGAGCUCCUGAGUAUACCGUCUGGAGUUGACUUGUCUUCGAAGGGCGCUUCAGGGCUUCUGCGUGGACCAUGUGUGCUGCGGUCCUGGACGAGUACUGUGGGUCCAUCUUCUGGAACUCUUCAUACGUGGAGAGGGAGGAUCCAGACCUGCCAGUAUGCGUGGAGCAGACGGUGCUGGUGUGGAUCCCUUUGGGCUUCUUGUGGCUCUGUGCCCCCUACCACCUGGUGGCUCUCUGCAGGAGGGCAAAGAACACAAAAUACAUAUCCAAGCUUUACAUCUGCAAACAGGUCGUUGCGUCUCUGUUGUUCCUAACUGCCAUAGCGGGCCUGGGCGUCACUUUAGGAGAAGAUUUUGCUGCUGGCCAGGACCCUCCAUCAGAAAAGAAUCCUAGUGUGUACUUGGCCAACCCCGUCAUUUAUGCUGUGUCAUGGGUGAUGGUGCUGCUGUGCCAAGAAGGAUUAAGACGGAGAGGAGCAAUCGAUUCCGCCACUCUCUUCUCCUUCUGGUUUCUUGUGGUUCUGUGCGAUGUUUUCCCUCUUCAGACUGUCAUACGAGAGGCACUCAGGCUGGGAAUGGUGGAGGACGUCCAUCGAUUUUGCCUCAUUUGCAUCUCCUUUGGGCUGGAAGUGAUUGCACUCAUCCUCUCUGCUGUAGCUGACCUCUCUCCACAAGUCAGGGAGAUUGCCAAAAAGAAUCCUGAGGCAGGUGCCGCGUUUUUGAGCAGAAUCACUUUCAACUGGUUUAAUAGCAUGGUGGUGAAGGGGUACAAGCAGCCCCUGGUUCAAGAGGACUUGUGGGCGCUGGAUGAGACGGACAGCACGGCUUACAUCAGCGGGCACUUCCGGCACUUCAUGCAACUGGAGUUUGCCGUAGCUCGACAGCGCUACCAAAAGAAGCUAGCGAAAAAACCAAUCAAGAAAUCCCAGAAUGAAUCCUUUGAAAAUGGACUCUCCACUGGUCUGGGGAAAGGUGUCAGUAAGGAUGGUUUAAUGAUGGAGGAACGAGGCAACAAAGAAGGCAAAAAAGAAAAGAAAACAAAGAAAAAGAAGGAAGAAGAAAACUACCCUACCUCAUGGCUCGUACCUACCAUCUAUAAGACAUUUAAAUGGGCUCUGAUUGAGUCGGCCUUCUUCAAGCUUCUGCAAGACCUCCUGGCUUUUGCAAGCCCUCAACUACUGAAGUUGAUGAUUUCCUUCACUCAGGAUAAAAGCAGCUAUGCAUGGGAAGGCUAUCUAUAUGCAGUGUUGCUGCUUUUGGUGGCUCUCCUGCAGUCUCUCUUCCUGCAGCAGUACUUCCAGCGAUGCUUUGUGCUGGGGAUGCAGGUGCGUACGGCUAUCAUGGCGGCCGUUUACAAAAAGGCACUGGUGGUCUCCAACGACACACGUAAAGAGUCCACAGUCGGGGAAACAGUGAACCUGAUGUCUGCUGAUGCCCAGCGAUUCAAUGACGUGAUCAACUUCAUCCACCUGCUGUGGUCCUGCCCGCUGCAGAUCGCCUUGUCCAUCGUGUUCCUGUGGCAGGAGCUCGGGCCCUCUGUGUUGGCUGGACUGGCGGUCAUGGUCCUAAUGGGGCCAAUUAAUGGACUGCUCGCAAGCAAGGCCAGAAACUUCCAGAUAGACAACAUGAAAUUCAAGGACAAGCGAUUGAAGAUAAUGAAUGAAAUACUCAACGGAAUGAAGAUUCUGAAGCUGUAUGCAUGGGAGCCAUCCUUUCAAGCUCAAGUGGAAGACAUCAGAGGCCAAGAGCUGAACAUCAUGAAGAAGUUCGCCUACCUCUCGUCAGUCUCCAUUUUCAUUUUCAGCUGUGCUCCAGCUCUGGUGUCUUUGGCCACGUUUGCCGUGUUUGUCGCCGUGAGUUCAGAGAACGUGUUGACCGCCGAGAAGGCGUUCACUUCCAUCUCUCUUUUCAACAUCCUCCGCUUCCCUUUGUCCAUGUUGCCGAUGCUCAUUGCCGGCAUUGUGCAAACAGCAGUGUCCAGAAAGCGACUUGAAAAGUUUUUGGGAGGCGAAGACCUUGAAAGUGAUGUUGUGCGCCAUGACCCCAGCAUCAGUUCUGCUGUUAACGUGUGCAAUGGUUCCUUCUCAUGGGAGAAAGAGGGCGAGCCCCUGUUGAAGAAUGUGUCUUUGGACAUCAAACCAGGGCGGCUGGUUGCAGUUGUGGGAGCUGUCGGCUCGGGCAAGUCUUCUCUGGUGUCGGCCAUUCUGGGGGAGAUGCACAGCAAGAAUGGAUUCAUCAAUAUUCAGGGUUCUCUUGCCUUUGUACCGCAGCAAGCAUGGAUCCAAAAUGCCACUUUGAGGGAUAAUGUCAUGUUUGGCUCUCCCCGCGAUGAGACGAGGUUACAGGAAGUGAUCCAAGCCUGCGCCUUGGCUCCUGACCUGGAGCUCCUUCCUGGCGGUGACAUGACUGAGAUUGGAGAGAAAGGUAUCAACCUGUCAGGGGGUCAGAAGCAACGUGUGAGUUUGGCCAGGGCGGCGUACAGCCAGGCGGAUAUUUACCUACUGGAUGACCCCCUUUCUGCUGUGGAUUCUCACGUGGGAAAACAUCUUUUUGACAAAGUGAUCGGACCCAAAGGAAUGCUCAAAGACAAGACACGUAUCCUGGUGACUCACGGAGUGAACUUCCUGCCUCAUGUGGAUGAAAUUGUUGUCUUGGUCAAUGGAGUGGUUUCCGAGGUUGGAUCCUACAACAGCCUCCGUGCGAGCAAAGGAGCCUUUUCAGAGUUUUUAGACACAUACGCCAAAGAACAAAACAAUGCUACCAAGCCUGAGAGAGAACGUGGCCCGAGUGUUUCAGAGACGGAGAUGAUCCCUGAAGGAGAUGACACCCAUCCUGACUCCCCCCUAGAGGACAUGGUCACUGUGACUCUGAAGAGAGAAAACAGCAUCCGUCGGAGCCAGCGCAACAGCAGUUUUAGAGUUGGAAAAAACAGCUCUGCAAGGAAAUCUGAACAUGCAGCUGAGACAAACAAAGGCCAAAGGCUCAUUGAGAAGGAAACUAUGGAAACAGGACAGGUGAAGUUUUCAGUCUACCUCCAGUACCUGCGCGCUAUGGGCUGGGGAUAUACCGCCAUGGUCUUCCUGUUGUACUUGAUCCAGAACAUUGCAUUCAUCGGCCAGAAUGUUUGGCUGAGUGACUGGACUAAUGAUGCAGUGGAGUACUACAACAAGACCUACCCUACAUCCAAGAGGGACACCAGGGUGGGGGUAUUUGGAGCUCUGGGAUUGGUUCAGGGCCUCUUUGUGUUUCUCGGUACUCUGGUGCUGGUCAAAGCCUCACUUGAGGCGUCUCGAAUUCUGCACUCCAGGCUGCUCAACAACUUACUGCGUGUUCCAAUGCUGUUCUUUGACACCACGCCCAUCGGAAGGGUGGUCAACCGCUUUGCAAAGGAUAUAUUCACUGUCGAUGAGGUCAUCCCACAGUCGUUCCGGGCUUGGCUCAUGUGUCUGCUGGGGGUCCUGGGGACACUCUUUGUCAUCUGUCUGGCUACUCCUUUCUUCACCGUUGUCAUCAUUCCCCUGGUUGUGGUGUACUUCUUUGUGCAGCGUUUCUAUGUGGCGACGUCAAGACAGCUGCGUCGACUUGACUCGGUGUCUCGCUCUCCCAUAUAUUCACACUUUGGCGAGACGGUGUCCGGCCUGUCUGUGAUAAGAGCUUACGGCCAUCAAGAAAGGUUUCUCCAGCACAAUGAAAACACCAUUGAUGAGAACCUAAAGUCCGUCUACCCGUGGAUCGUAUCGAACAGAUGGCUGGCUAUUCGUUUGGAGUUUCUGGGCAAUCUAGUGGUCUUUUUUGCCGCUUUGCUCGCGGUCAUUUCCAGGGAUACUUUAGACAGCGGCCUGGUUGGCCUGUCCAUAUCUUACGCCCUCAAUGUUACGCAAACCCUGAACUGGCUUGUUCGGAUGUCCUCAGAGCUGGAGACCAAUAUUGUCGCCGUGGAGAGAGUGAGUGAAUACAGCGUCAUUGAUAAUGAGGCCAGGUGGGUGACUGAAACCCGGCCACCCGAGAAGUGGCCUGAGGAAGGAAGACUUCUGUUUGAAAACUACAAGGUCCGUUACAGACCGGGUUUGGACCUGGUGCUGCAUGGCAUCUCUUGUGACAUUGGUAGCACAGAGAAGAUCGGUAUUGUGGGCCGCACGGGAGCUGGGAAAUCCAGCUUGACCAACUGUCUGUUUCGGAUCAUUGAAGCUGCUGAUGGUCGUAUCCUCAUCGACAAUGUUGACAUAUCCAAAAUAGGUCUGCAUGACUUAAGAAACAGGCUCACCAUUAUACCACAGGAUCCUGUGUUGUUCUCCGGAACAUUGAGGAUGAACCUCGAUCCAUUUGACCGAUUCAGCGACGAGGACAUCUGGAGAGUUCUGGAGCUCUCCCACCUUAAGGAGUAUGUGUCCGGGCUGCAGGAGGGAUUACAUCAUGAGGUUGCAGAAGGAGGAGAGAACCUGAGCGUUGGACAGAGGCAGCUGCUGUGUUUAGCCCGUGCACUGCUCAGGAAGUCCCGCAUAUUAAUUCUGGACGAGGCGACGGCAGCUGUAGACCUGGAAACGGAUGACCUGAUCCAGACGACCAUUCGCAAAGAGUUUGCACACUGCACCGUCCUCACCAUCGCCCAUCGUCUGCACAGCAUCAUGGACAGCUCGAGGGUGAUGGUGCUCGAUUCCGGAAGGAUCGUGGAGUUUGAUUCUCCGAGUAGGCUGCUUGAAAAACAAGGACAUUUCUAUUCCAUGGCCAAGGAUGCUGGGAUAACGCAAGCUGAAAUCACAAGUCUAUGAUUUGUAUGUUUUUAUUUUUAAUUUUUAUGUUUUGAUGUAUGAUUCCAAAGGUUGUCAUGUCCGUGGAUGUACUUUUUUGUAUUUAAAGCAGAAACAAUCACAUUUAAUGUGUAAAUAACGUUUGUAUAUACAGUAUACAAAUGCGAAUAAAUAUUUUUCUCAAAUGCUG